AUGCAUCUCUCGACAGUCUCCAUCAUCUUGGCUGCUGCCACUACAGUCUCCUCCCAGUCGGUUGUAGGCGCCGCAUACGGCUUCGCAGCCGGUGUCACUGGCGGUGGUGAUGCGCCUGCCGAGACUCCCUCCUCUGUCGAGGAAUUGGCCGCGUGGCUAUCCGACGAUACGCCUCGUACCAUUGUCAUCGACCGCGAAUAUGACUUUACUGGCCAGACGGCUACUGAUUCUGGGUGCGAUCGGAACAGCUGUUCCGCCGCUAAUGGUGGCCAGCUCUACCUCGGGACUCUGUCUUGCGGCAGCUCUGACAAUGUUCCUGUCAGCUCCAUCACCUACGAUGUGGCCGGUACAGAGCCCCUCGCUGUCGGCAGCAACAAGAGUAUCUUGGGUGCUGGCGGCAAGGCAGUCCUGAACGGCAAGGGCCUUUCCGUGUCUGCUGGUUCCAGCAAUGUCAUCAUCCAGGGCAUCGAGAUCACAAACCUCAACCCUGGCAUCGUCUGGGGCGGUGAUGGCCUUGAUCUCAAGGGCAGCAACGACGGUGUCUGGAUUGAUCACUGCAAGUUCUCCAAGAUUGGCCGCCAAUUCAUCGUCAGCCACUACGACGGCUCGCGCUUCACCAUCUCCAACAACGAGUUCGACGGCGUGACCAAGACCUCGGCCACCUGCAACGGUGACCACUACUGGACCAUGAUGCUCAUCGGAGAGGGCGACCGGGCCACCCUGGACAGAAAUUACUUUCACGACGUCUCUGGCCGCGCCCCCAAGCUCGGUGAAACUGGCACUUUCCACGCCACCAACAAUUACUUCAAGAACAUGGAUGGCCACGCUUUCGAGGCCUAUGAAGGCACUGUCGCCUUACUCGAGGGCAAUGCCUUUGAGUCGGUCAAUACCCCAUUUUCCGGCAGCGCCAUCGCCACCAUCUUCGACACCCCCGACGCAGCCGCAAGCGGUGCUUGCGAGUCGGUCCUUGGCCGUUCCUGCGCUGUCAACGCCGUUGAUGCGGACAGUGGCUCCCUGACGCCCAUGUCUUCGAGGAGCGCUCUUCAGCCAUUCUCCAGCCUGACCGAUGUUCUCGUGGUGCCUGUUGCCGCAAGCGAGGUUGCCAGCCUCGUAAGCAGCAACGCUGGCCCUGCCAACCUUGGUUCCAGCGCCGCCACGCCUGAUCCAGCCCCUGAAGCCGCAGAGCCUCCUGCUGAUGAUGAGCCUGCCGAGGAAGAGGCCGAAGCCGAGGAGCCAGCCGCGCCCUCCGCUGAAGAGGUUCCCCAGUGGCAGCAGUGCGGCGGCAACAACUGGACUGGGUCGACAAAGUGCGCCGCUGGUCUCUCGUGCGUCGCUCAUAACGAGUGGUACUCGCAGUGUCUCAGCUCGGCCGCCAGGCUCAAGGCGAGAUCCAUCCUUCGCAUCUGA
Messenger RNA from Emericellopsis atlantica, 1407 nucleotides. Its product is annotated as pectin lyase fold/virulence factor. The record is from RefSeq and is a predicted model, not a curated record. Gene Ontology annotation, molecular function: pectate lyase activity; cellulose binding. NCBI's taxonomy places the organism in Eukaryota, Fungi, Ascomycota, Sordariomycetes, Hypocreales, Bionectriaceae. Gene Ontology annotation, cellular component: extracellular region. The transcript has a single exon. Gene Ontology annotation, biological process: carbohydrate metabolic process. The coding region runs from base 1 to 1407 and encodes 468 amino acids.